Messenger RNA from Trichoderma citrinoviride, 1795 nucleotides. RefSeq lists its product as hypothetical. Lineage: Eukaryota; Fungi; Ascomycota; Sordariomycetes; Hypocreales; Hypocreaceae. The record is from RefSeq and is a predicted model, not a curated record. The transcript is spliced from 2 exons. The annotation marks the transcript as partial.
CACUUCCACCCUAUCCGACCGCUUCCACUCGCUUGUUUCACUCUCGCCGUCGACCUCAUUUUGCAGCUUCGUUUUUCCUUUGUCCCAGCAACCUCGCGGAAUUUCGUUUAUUGCAUGGCAUCUCCCCCCAGCGACUCAUAGCUUGGCCGAAUCCCGAUCAUCCGCCCUCCUUCACAAUGCGCCUGCCGGUGGCCCUCGUCCUCGGCGCGCUGCUUGGGGCCGCCCAGGCAUCUGUGGUCGUCCGACAGGACAACACCGGCUCAGAUACCACGACGGCUCCCGCCCCGACCAGCGGAGGCGGCGACUCGUCGACCUCUGCGCCGCCCGCCCAGACAACGCCGCCUCCGAGCUCGACGCCUGCGUCCUCGUCGUCCUCGUCCAGCAGCACCUCCGCCGCCGACAGCGACACCACCGUCUUCGAGACCGAGACCGUCACGGGCCCUGCCGGCAAGCCCAUCACCAGCACCCGGACUGUGACGGCGACCAGCAGCACCACGGUUGUUGUGACGGCCACCGUCUUUGUCACGCACACUGUUACUAGCAGCGGCGGCGAGACAGCCACCAAGGUCGUCUUUGACACCACCACUGUCUUCGCGACGCCCACCGACACCCCGCCCGCCAAGAAGCGCGCUGGCGAGAUUGCGCCCAGGACUGCGAUCGAUGCCGUUCCUACUGGUGCCCCCGAUGCCGACUACCUGGCCCAGUCUCUGGCUCUGCGCGACCUGGAGGCACGCGCCAUCUUCACCGAGGUUGUGACGGUGACCGUUGGAGGCGGUGGUGGCUCGACUGUUGUUGAAUCGACCACCCGGACGGUCAAGAAUACAGCCACCUCCCGCACCACCAUUACCAGCACCGUCACGACGACCGACCAGGUCGGUGCCAAGACGACGAUCACUUCGACCAGCCUCCUGACUGUCACGUCAACCCUUGUCACCACCGGCGUUCAAGAGACAACCACUCUGCCCCCUCAGUCCUCUGGCUCUGGCACGGGCGUUCCGGAUAACAACGGCAGCCAUGCCUCGGACAGCUCCGGCCUGUCUACGGGAGCCAAGGCUGGCAUUGGUGUCGGCGUCGGCGUCGGCGGUCUUCUCCUUCUUGGAGCCCUCCUCUUCCUCAUCCUGAGACGUCGCAACCGCGGCCCUCGACCUGAGCACGACGACCUCGUUGGCGCUUCCGAGGUUCCCGUCGGUGGUGGUCCUGGCGGCGGCGGCCUCAAUGGUGGAAGCAGCGCUGGCCAGCCUUCCAUGUCAUCUCACACCCCCUCGGCAGCGGCUUUCUUGGCUCCCGGCCGUGUCCCUGUCGCUCCCGAGGGUUAUCGCGGAACCGCUCUUGGAGAUGGACGUACUGGAUAUGCCAAGCCAGAGCCGUACGGCUCCGCCUACACCCCUAGCCCGACUACCACAAUGGCUCAGACCACCAGCCCUGCCUCGUUCGAGAGGGCGAAUCUGGUUCCUCCUGCUCAUGCCGACGCUGCUGAGCUGCCCAACGACAACCCGAACGCCUCGAAAUGGCACGAUCCCAAUGCCGCUGAGAUUGACGGCCACGCUCUCGUGAACCACCCGAGCGGACCCGUUUACGAGAUGCCCGCCCAAAACUACCGGUAAAGUGGGAGACGAGAGUUCACUAGUUGUUGGAGAGUGAAGCUAUAUUGGACCGGCAGAAGGGAUGGCAUCGUCCUAACAACCAACUAUAUCCGUUGGGAGAGCCAGCCCACGGCUGCGGCGGGAACAUACAAGGCAUGUGUCUUUUGUAUAUACUUGUCUAUACCCCGGCGUGUUCACCUUGAAGUGGGCUU